AAAUAUUCCAACCCAACAUUUCCACAUCGGUUCCCUGCAACUUAUUGUUGUGUGGAUGGCGACGGUUUCACUUGCCAAAAGCUGAAAAAUACCUCACCUCACCUCACCUGCCCUUUUGCUUAUUUCAUGAACACUUCAUGAAUUUUAUGACAUAAAUUAUCCCUCUCAUUCCUUCUAUAUAUAUACAUGUAUGAAUGAUUGAGAUUUAGCAUUUGACGAACUCAGUUUUGGCAUGCCAUGGAGCUCAAGUCUAGCACCACCACCAUCUUUUUUCUCUUCCUCCUUUUCACUGUGCCCUAUUUAUCAAGAGGGGAAUCGGAUCGGUUGGAUUUGGAGGUGUACCAAAUCGAUUAUAGGGGUCCAGAGACCCACUCAUCAACUCCUCCGCCUGAUCAUCAUCACGUUAAGCCUUUGACUCAUCGAGAAACUGCUGUGGCAGCUCCCAAAUCUAAGGGCUUAAAGGGUGGUAGUCUAGGAAGAAAAGUCAAUAAAAUUCAAGGAUAAUAAGUUGUGAGGGAGGUUGUUUUAGUUUUGGUCAAAUUGAAAACAGCUCAGUUUCUCUCUUACAUUCAGUUGAGAAUGAGCUUGGAAUGUAAUAUAUGGCAAUCUUCUGUUAUGCUUUACCUAUAUAGCAAUUUGUUUAAAUGAGGGUUGUGUGAUCUUUAUUUCAUUUUUGAGAAACCAUGUGAUGGUCUUUAUUUGGAGUUUGAUAAUUGUAACUACUAUUAUGUAGUUCUGGCUUUAAGAAGAAUUAGCUUAAUAGCCAUAGUUUGUAUUGUAUAUCAAUGUAAUUAAUCAACCAAAAAAAAAGACAAUGUAAGUUGCAAGAUCUAUAGUUAGCAUUAUUCCCUUA
Quercus robur (English oak) is the source of this 853-nucleotide messenger RNA. RefSeq lists its product as uncharacterized. Lineage: Eukaryota; Viridiplantae; Streptophyta; Magnoliopsida; Fagales; Fagaceae. The transcript has 3 exons. The record is from RefSeq and is a predicted model, not a curated record. The coding region runs from base 238 to 504 and encodes 88 amino acids.